AUGAGCGGGGAUAACUCGUCCCACCCGGCAUACAGGCUGCUCCAGCCGCUGGCGAGUACACAGUCGGCCAGCGAUGCUGAGAAACCUGACAUCACCAAGGCCGUCGCCGAGCUCACUGAGCUUGUCCAAAGGUCCAUUGUGCCGGGCGGCGACUUGAUCGGCGAUGUCCUGUGGGAUGUAUGGAACGCCGUCUUCCAGGUCGCCGCAGAUACCCCUCACCAGAGUCAGAGUGGCGGGCUCGUCGACUUCAUGACCCAGCUCCGCAAGACGACAGUGUCCAGCCCUGGUGGCGCUGCGGUUCUGGCAGACAAGAACCAGAAAGUUUGGGAUGACAUUCCCCAGUUCGGUUGGGUGGCCAGAGAUAUAUGGAACUUCAGCCCCUCUGAUACCAGCGCGACGGCAGCGCAGCAGGAGAGCUUCAACAACCAGACGGCGUUUUUGGCCCGCUUGACCAUGCGCGCCGAUGUUGAGCGGGUCGAUAAGAGGCAUCCGUUCGACUACUCGAUGUACGCGCUGUGGUCCAUGCGCGACGCAUUCGAAGAGCCGUCGCCAAAUCAACAAGCGCAUGACAAGACGCCCGCCAUCAAGAACGCUGCCGUGUGGCUCCGCUACGCCGGGGCGCGCCUGAGGGAUCUGUCCAUGGCCGGCAGUAAUCUUCCCGAUAGAACAGGCGUCGCCGGGGACCUCCACCCUGACAAGAACUGGAAAGGCUUCCAGCAAGACAGGUGGGCGGUAUGGAAAAAUGGCUUCCAGGUCGCGCUGGACGAGGAGAAGAUCGACACGGAGACUCGAGAGAUGAUCAAGAAGGGGAUGGAGUUGGUUUAA
Messenger RNA from Gaeumannomyces tritici R3-111a-1, 825 nucleotides. RefSeq lists its product as hypothetical. The record is from RefSeq and is a predicted model, not a curated record. The transcript has 2 exons. Lineage: Eukaryota; Fungi; Ascomycota; Sordariomycetes; Magnaporthales; Magnaporthaceae. The coding region runs from base 1 to 825 and encodes 274 amino acids.